AUGGCUAGCGGCAUCAACGAAGGAGACGAGCGUCUCGUCUUUGAAUCCUCUGAAGCAAUUUCCGUCGUUCCAACGUUUGACCAGCUCGGACUCAAAGAGGAUCUCCUCCGUGGCAUUUACGCGUACAACUUUGAGCGCCCUUCUGCAAUCCAGCAGCGUGCCAUCGUGCCAAUUGUCAAAGGGCGCGACGUGAUCGCGCAGGCCCAGAGUGGAACUGGUAAAACAGCCACAUUCUCCAUUUCAAUCCUUCAAUCAAUCGACACAAACCUACGAGAAACCCAAGCGCUCGUUCUCUCACCAACAAGAGAGCUGGCGACGCAAAUCCAGUCGGUCAUUCUCGCGUUGGGGGAUUACAUGAACGUGCAAUGCCACGCGUGUAUUGGGGGGACUUCCAUUGGAGAGGAUAUUCGCAAGCUCGACUAUGGACAACACGUCGUGAGCGGCACCCCUGGACGAGUGUUUGACAUGAUUCGUCGCCGAAAUCUCAGGACCAGAAACAUCAAAAUGCUCGUUCUUGACGAGGCAGACGAAAUGCUGUCCCGUGGCUUCAGAGAGCAAAUCUACGACGUCUAUCGCUACCUACCCCCAGCAACACAGGUUGUCCUUCUCUCUGCUACACUCCCAUACGACGUCCUGGAGAUGACGACCAAGUUUAUGACCGACCCUAUUCGAAUCUUGGUCAAGCGUGAUGAACUGACGCUGGAAGGCAUCAAGCAGUUCUUCGUCGCUGUCGAAAAGGAGGAAUGGAAGUUUGAUACAUUGUGCGACUUGUACGACACAUUGACCAUUACCCAAGCCGUCAUCUUUUGCAACACUAGGCGAAAGGUUGACUGGUUGACCGAGAAGAUGCGAGGCGCCAAUUUCACAGUGUCGAGCAUGCACGGAGAAAUGGUCCAGAAGGAACGAGAUGCAAUCAUGUCAGAGUUCCGUGGUGGUACUAGCCGAGUUUUGAUCACCACCGAUGUCUGGGCCCGCGGCAUUGAUGUGCAGCAGGUCUCUCUUGUCAUCAACUAUGAUCUUCCUGCAAAUCGUGAAAAUUAUAUCCACCGUAUUGGUCGUUCCGGUCGCUUUGGGCGCAAGGGUGUUGCUAUCAACUUUGUCACCAUUGAAGACGUCAAAAUCUUGCGAGACAUUGAACAGUUCUACUCGACUCAAAUUGAUGAAAUGCCAGUCAAUGCGGCAGAGCUCAUCUGA
This is a messenger RNA of Serendipita indica DSM 11827, 1194 nucleotides long. The record is from the annotation of a GenBank genome assembly. NCBI's taxonomy places the organism in Eukaryota, Fungi, Basidiomycota, Agaricomycetes, Sebacinales, Serendipitaceae.